Polychytrium aggregatum is the source of this 846-nucleotide messenger RNA. RefSeq names its product CPS1 protein. Lineage: Eukaryota; Fungi; Chytridiomycota; Chytridiomycetes; Polychytriales. Bases 78 to 629 code for a protein of 183 amino acids. The record is from RefSeq and is a predicted model, not a curated record. Gene Ontology annotation, biological process: vesicle-mediated transport; intracellular protein transport. Gene Ontology annotation, molecular function: GTP binding; GTPase activity. Gene Ontology annotation, cellular component: cytoplasm. The transcript is spliced from 5 exons.
CGUCUGGCUGCACUCUGUCCGAUCCGCCACCGCCCGUCCUCCCAGCCCGUCCUCCUGCACCCCUGCUCUGCCUCAAAAUGGGAAGCGCCCUCGCCAAACUCUUUCCCAAGCUCUUCAUCGGCAAGGAGCUCCGGAUUCUGAUGCUCGGACUGGAUGCCUCCGGCAAAACCACGAUCCUGUACAAACUCAAGCUCGGCCAGUCCGUCACCACCAUCCCCACCGUCGGAUUCAAUGUCGAGUCGGUCACCUACAAGAAUGUCAAGUUCAACGUCUGGGACGUUGGAGGCCAAGACAAGAUUCGACCCCUCUGGCGCCACUACUACAACGGCACCCAGGGUCUGAUCUUUGUCGUCGAUUCUGCCGAUCGCGACCGCAUCGACGAGGCCCGUGUCGAGCUCUUCCGGAUCAUCACCGACCCUGAGAUGGAAGGUGUCACCCUGCUGGUGCUUGCCAACAAGCAAGAUCUCCCAGGAGCCAUGAACCCAGAGGAGCUCACCGAGAAGCUCAAGCUGCGAACCCUCGACUCGAAUGUCGUGUGGUACGUCCACCCCACCUGUGCGGUCACUGGCAACGGUCUGUACGAUGGGCUGCUCUGGCUGAGCGAAAACACUCACGUCGAGACGGAGUGAGCUGCCGCCCUCGUCCUCGAAAGAAAGAAAAAAAUAGAGCUGCAAUCUAGAUCAACUUUCUUGGCCUUUUCUCCCCGCUUCCUCCCUUGUCGUUCCGCCUUUGCGCCGCAAGAUGCUCUGAAGCUCGGGUCCGUGCUGCGGUCGAUCCACUCUCCUCUUCACUCAUUCUCUCACUCCCACUCUCUCACUCCCACUCUCUCACUCUCACUCUCACUCU